Molecule: messenger RNA, 294 nt
Organism: Paraphaeosphaeria sporulosa
Lineage: Eukaryota; Fungi; Ascomycota; Dothideomycetes; Pleosporales; Didymosphaeriaceae
Exons: 1
Source: RefSeq, a predicted model, not a curated record
GUCAUAAAUAUCAUCUACAAGCGCACACCCGACCUCAAGCUCGACACCGACUAUCUCGUGAAAACCCACAUCCCCAUGGCCUAUAAAGCUUGGAUACCACACGGUCUACUAGGAUGUACCGUUUCGCAGGCGGCUCCGGAUUCGGAUUACGCGUAUAUGAUCAAUAUCCGAUUCAAGACGCUGGAAGGAUGGCAGAAGGCGGCGAGCGACGCUGAGCAGAUGGGGCCGCUGAUGGCAGACAUUCCGAAUUUUACCAACGCGAUGCCGGAUUUCGUGGUCGGGAUGGUGGUAGAG